Messenger RNA from Bursaphelenchus xylophilus (pine wood nematode), 1229 nucleotides. Lineage: Eukaryota; Metazoa; Nematoda; Chromadorea; Rhabditida; Aphelenchoididae. The record is from the annotation of a GenBank genome assembly.
AUGCAAAGGCGUUGGAUUCCUUGGUUGUUUACAUCAACGAGGGCUUUGAGUGCUGGACCCCAGAAAUCCAAGUCAAAAUGGAAGUUGUAUCUUUUCGGGUCUACAACUGUUGUUACGGGGCUGUACACAACGAAGGUACUAUGGCCAGAUGUCCGCUCUCAGGUCGACCCGAUACAUUAUUAUUCGGAUUGGAAAGUAAAAUAAAACUUCGUCGUUUAAGCCUUUCUAGAUUCGGGUUUAUACAUCUCUGCCAUUAAACGCCAUUUCCAAGUUCACAGGCUUUGCUUCAACUCUCUACAUCCCUACAAUUUUACGAAAUCCUUUAUAUGGUUUGUAUGUUCGGAUUUAUAAUUGCAACAUGGAUGAGACGAUCCAUCCCGACCUUAAGGCAUACAAAUCCUUUGCGGAGUUCUUCAAUCGACCGCUAUUGGAAACAGCGAGACCCAUUAGUGCAGCCCCAAUGGCAAGUGAACUGAUGUUUGUAUUAUAAAUUAGGUAUCCCCCGCUGAUGGAACGGUACUGCAUAUCGGAGAGAUCGAAGAUGGACGGGUCGAAUACGUCAAGGGUCAUGACUACGAUGUUCAAGAGUUUCUUGGUCCUGUGUCUUUGAAGUUGAAGGUAUUUUAAGGAGAAUAAACACAACCUCAAUUUCAGCCGAAUAAUAAACUACUUCAAGUAGUCAUUUACUUGGCUCCAGGGGAUUACCACGCCUUUCACUCUCCGGCCACAUGGAAUUGCCACCAACAAACUCAUUUUCCGGGUAAAAAUCUUUAAAAUUCUAUUGGUUUAGGACAUCUAUUAUCUGUCAGACCAUCAAUUCUGGAGAAGAUCCCCCUGUUAUUCUGCUUGAAUGAAAGAAUGGUUCUCAAUGGAGGUUGGAAGGAUGGAUUCUUCUCAAUGACUGCGGUUGCCGCCACAAAUGUAGGAGAUAUUUCUAUAGAAAAAGUAAGUUACCCCAUCACCUAUAACAUCAGAAACAGAAACUAGAAGAAAGUCGGAACGCAAAAACUCUUGAAACGGAGGAGUUUGAAUCGACGAAGGCAAGUGGAAUAUUAUACAACACCGGUGAAAAAGUUGGCGAAUUUAGACUUGGAUCUACAAUCGUUUUGGUAAUAAUAAUGGGUCAUUCUUACAUAAUUUAGAUAUUCGAAACACAAGGAUCCGCUAAAUUCGCGAUACAAGCCGGCGAGAAGGUUAAGUUUGGACAAAGUCUCCUCCUUGAGGACUAG